AUGUCCCAAGACCAGUCCGUCAAAGUCUCCCCCUUUCCCAAGUUCCUCAUUCCGUCUUCCCCCUUCCGCUCCAACCAGAGAAGCUGGUUUUCUCGCCCGAAGCCUCCGAAGUCCACCCCGGACCCCAAGUACCUGGAUGGCCAUGUCUCGUACCUUCGCUGCUCGAACUGUGCAGCACAUCUCUGCCUGACCUCUCAGAUUAUCAGUAAGGGCUUUACGGGUCGCCACGGUCGCGCGUACCUGGUGUCAGCAGAGCCCGUGGCUAGCGCGGUAUCUAUCAGCGCAUCAUCGUCCCCGACCGCGUCGCUUCCCAACACCGUGCUCCAGCGCCCAGUGCCGCGCCAGCUCGUCACGGGCGCUCAUACAGUGAGCGAUGUCAGCUGUACAUUCUGCGGGGGCGUGCUGGGCUGGAAGUAUGUGGCCGCAGAGGAGGAAUCUCAACGGUACAAGGUCGGCAAGUUCAUUCUAGAAACCAAGAAGAUCACCGCGUCCUCCUGCUGGGAGUCACCGCCAAACGCCAACGUUCCUGCAGAGGUGCUGGAAGAGUCCGAAUCCGGUUCGGCGGCCGGCAUGGAGUUUGACAGCCAAGACGAGGAUGAGUGCGAGGACUUGUUCGCCGGCAUCUGGACUCCGGGUUUGGCCAACCGCCGACGAAGCCGCAAGAUUGAGCGGCCGGGGAUGUUUGGAAUGUCAUGA
This is a messenger RNA of Penicillium lagena, 696 nucleotides long. Its product is annotated as yippee/mis18 family protein. Bases 1 to 696 code for a protein of 231 amino acids. The record is from RefSeq and is a predicted model, not a curated record. NCBI's taxonomy places the organism in Eukaryota, Fungi, Ascomycota, Eurotiomycetes, Eurotiales, Aspergillaceae. The transcript has a single exon.